CCAAGAGAUGCGCAUGCGCACUGACCCCGGCGGGCCCUAGCAACCAGAGCAGUGACAGUAGCAACCGCCGGAAUGGCAAAAGCAACAACAAUCAAAGAAGCCCUAGCCAGAUGGGAAGAGAAAACCAGUCAGAAGCCAUCCGAAGCCAGAGAGAUAAAGCUGUAUGCCCAGAUUCCCCCUAUAGAGAAGAUGGAUGCGUCCUUGUCCACACUCUUUAAUUGCGAGAAGCUUUCACUGUCUACAAACUGCAUUGAAAAAAUUGCAAACCUGAAUGGCUUAAAAAACUUGAGAAUAUUGUCUUUAGGAAGAAACAACAUAAAGAACUUAAAUGGACUGGAAGCAGUAGGGGACACGUUAGAAGAACUGUGGAUCUCCUACAAUUUUAUUGAGAAGUUGAAAGGGAUCCAUGUAAUGAAGAAAUUGAAGAUUCUUUACAUGUCUAAUAACCUGGUGAAAGACUGGGGUGAAUUUGUGAAGCUGGCAGAACUACCAUGCCUAGAAGACCUGGUGUUUGUAGGCAAUCCCUUGGAAGAGAAACAUUCUGCUGAAGGGAACUGGAUUGACGAGGCAACCAAGAGAGUACCCAAACUGAAAAAGCUAGAUGGUACCCCAGUAAUUAAAGAGGAUGAGGAAGAAGAUAACUAACACCACAUUUUCCACUUUGUGUAACUUAUUUAAAUGUCAUAAGAACAAUAGAUAAGUUUGGUAUAGUUGUCUAUUUUAAAGAUUCUGUGUGGGGCAAAUGGUUCUUAAGAUAAAACAAAUCUUUCAUUCCUUUUUUUCUCGUAACCUAUUCAGUGUUUCCCCCCCAAAAUGAUAACACCAACUUUAUAUAUUCUAGUUCUCUUUUUAGAAGCUAUAAAUUUUCAAUUUUUGUCUUCAGUCCCAGUUAUGUACUGCGUGGCCCCAUCUACUGAAACCUUUAUAGACCAGUCAUUUUUAACAACAAAGGAACAAAUGUGAUUCUUUAUUCAGUUUGUUUAGUUUUUUCAUUUUUGUUUUUGUUUUUUUUUAGGCCAGGCAUUUAAAUAUAUACACUUAACUUUUGAAUCUGUAGGCCAUCUUUCUUGAAGGUCCAUCUCUUUAUGACUCAGAAGCACAAAUGUGUCAUGCCUUUGGUUUGGGAAGAGCUCCUCUUAGAAAUAUAGCAGCAGUCCUAGAAUCAAGACUCCAAAGUCCAGCUGGAAAAACUAUGGUGAAAAAA
Molecule: messenger RNA, 1204 nt
Organism: Balaenoptera musculus (blue whale)
Lineage: Eukaryota; Metazoa; Chordata; Mammalia; Artiodactyla; Balaenopteridae
Gene: DNAL1
Product: dynein axonemal light chain 1
Exons: 8
Coding region: 73-645 (190 amino acids)
Cellular component (GO): cytoplasm
Molecular function (GO): protein kinase binding
Source: RefSeq, a predicted model, not a curated record